Molecule: messenger RNA, 552 nt
Organism: Gracilinanus agilis (Agile Gracile Mouse Opossum)
Lineage: Eukaryota; Metazoa; Chordata; Mammalia; Didelphimorphia; Didelphidae
Product: bromodomain-containing protein 4-like
Exons: 3
Biological process (GO): chromatin remodeling; positive regulation of transcription elongation by RNA polymerase II
Cellular component (GO): nucleus; chromatin
Source: RefSeq, a predicted model, not a curated record
CAGGCUCCCCAGCCAAUUCAGACACACCCACCCAUCAUUGCAACUGCCCCACAACCUGUGAAGACAAAAAAAGGGGUGAAGAGGAAAGCAGACACCACCACACCCACCACCAUUGACCCAAUUCAUGAGUCACCUUCACUGCCCACGGAACCCAAAUCUACAAAGCUGGGUCCCCGUCGGGAAAGUAGCCGCCCAGUAAAACCUCCAAAGAAGGAUGUCCCAGAUUCUCAGCAACAUGCAGUAGAGAAGAGUAAUAAAGUGUCAGAGCAAUUAAAAUAUUGCACUGGCAUUAUCAAGGAGAUGUUUGCCAAGAAGCAUGCAGCCUAUGCUUGGCCUUUUUAUAAACCUGUGGAUGUGGAAGCCUUAGGCCUGCACGAUUAUUGUGAUAUCAUCAAGCACCCAAUGGAUCUGAGCACAAUCAAAUCUAAACUGGAGACCCGAGAGUACAGAGAUGCUCAGGAAUUUGCUGCAGAUGUCCGAUUGAUGUUUUCCAAUUGUUACAAGUACAACCCUCCUGACCAUGAGGUAGUAGCCAUGGCACGUAAACUACAG